GUUGCUUAUUCGGUGCGUUACUUCGGCACCAGCGUUCCUUCCUAAAUGUCUUGUUUAUGAUUGGACCAUAUUUAUUGGAGAUGAUGUUGGAGGUUAAAAAGGCAUUUAUUAGUUUUCUAAGAAUAAACAAUGACCCGGGUUCUUCUGAUCCUUCAAAAAAUAGUCCACUAACCUCUUCACAUGGAAAUGCUCAUACAAACAUGCAUAACCGCCCUAGUCAGAUGGAUAAUAAUAAUGUCAAUCAUAGAGACAACUACAGUAAUAGCAGUGGUUAUGGUUCUCGCCUUAGUUUCAAGAGGUUAACCAUAUCUGAUUCGCUUGAUCUAGCUGGAAGCCGCAUUCGGUCUCAUUUGAUUUCAGAUUUUGGUCCAGAGGCUAUCGAACUUGACUUGAUGUGUGCCGAUAAAAUUUACUCAACUAAAGAUACUUCAAGCAACGGUCAUUUGUUUUGUCCAAUUCCACUUGAUGGUGAUACGUUUUGUGACCACUGCAACCAACCCAUAUGGGAAUUAGGAUGGCGUCCUGUAUGUUUGAAGUGUGCAAAAUGCCACAUGACCUGUCACUGGUCAUGCAAAAACAAUGUUACAGUUCUGUGUGAUGAAGAUGCUAAGACCUAUCAUCCGGUUGCUGAACUGAAUUCAUUUUCCCCAGAGGCUUUUUCAGGUGAAGAUACCGAGCAACAGGUUGAUAGCUCAGUCUCCAAGUUAUCAACUAGUCCGGAGAACGAUACCAAUGAUCAUAUGCCAUGUGAAGAAACCUUAUUUAAGUAUUCCCAACUGGAUUUCCAUGUAAAUAACCACCUGACUUCUGAAUCUGACAUACAGUUACCUGAUACUGUUACCCCAAAUGAUUUAAACAAAGUGAAUAGUCCUGUUGACAAAACGAUUGAUCAUAUUUCGUCCGAAGGAAUUACUUCACAAUCAAUCUCUCCUAGCUCAAGUCAGUACGUUUUCAAAACUACAGAUUUCGACAAACCGUUAGAAGAACCUGCUAAGUUGGAUAAUGGAAUAUCAAUAAGGAAGAAAGCUGCAUAUUUACCUCAUUCAACAUUGUCACGGCGUGCUACUGAGUUUUACAAACCAAAAAAAUCAGUCGGUGUGAAAUUAGUCAGCAGGCAUUCUCUUCUGUACGGAAAUAAACCAAACGUUUGUUUAGCUUAUGAUUUUUCAAGCUUGGACAAAGAGGCUAUUCGAGACCGAGGGAUUGUUGUGAGACAACUAAGCCCAUCUCUUAUUGAAUUACAAAACACCUCCGAAGCACUUCAGAACACAAGUUCUAUUUCAUGUACUCCAAAACCUGAUUCCCUUACCCAUUCGGAUGAAAGUUCGUUUUCGGAACAAGAAAUUUCUGAUAUUGGCCUUGCUAGUGUGAUGCAAACAACUCAGGAAUUUGUUCGCACCAAACCAAAACGAAGUUUUCAAACUCAUUUAUUUUCCUCAACUGCGCUCCCACUAAUCCCGAUGGUAGUUGGACCGCGAGCAGUAUUGCCUUGGCCUUCUGAUCGUUUGAAACAGUUAAUUCAGAUCUUUAGUGUAAAUGAAUUCGGACUACAAGCUACCGGUUUAACUGGUGCUGAUUCAUGUGACUGUGAAGGUCAAGUUCGUGUACAUAUAAACUUACUACGCCCUAUUCAAAUGUUGCUUACAGCUCGACCAGCUUCUAUUUUCGAUGUAGUUGGUUCAAAAAGUGAUGAAACAGACGACGAUGAUAAUGAAGAAAGCGAUGAUGGAACAAUAGAAGUGAACAAUGGAACUGAAGAGGAUCAUAGUCUUUCGUUGGUCGAGAGUGACAUUAGUACUAAUUGUCAUCUUGUCUCAAAGCAAUACCCUCCUAACGGUCCAGAUCCUUUUGUAUCAGCUAACAUUCCACAUUUUUCAUCAAAUAGUAAAGUCGAUGGAAAUAUUGUUGAGCCACAGCGUCGGUUAGGUAAAACAGCUUCUAAAGUAUCUACUUUUCGGUUACCAAGAGGAAGUACUAAAUUGUUGCAUGUUCGAUUAUCAACAACUGCACAAAUGGUUAUCUGUGCACUACUUGAUCGAUUCGGUAUACGAGAUAAUCCUCAAAAGUUUGCUUUAUAUGAACAUACAAUUGAAGGUGAUCAGAAAGUUUCUGUGCGAAAAUUAUUUGAUGAUGAAUCACCACUGGGGUUAUUAUUCAAGUGGAUUGAUCAAGAUCCAGAUAAUUUUAACAACAUUCUGAGAGUGAAACGAUUAGUAUUGCAAGAGAAUGAAACUGGCGAUAUAGAAUGGACCACAUUCAGCUUAUCGGAAUUGCAUACAUUUUUGGGAAUAUUAAAUCGUGAAGAGAGUGAUUAUCGUAGACGUAUUGAAAUGAAAUAUGAAAUACGCAGAAAAGAAAUAAAACGUCUAAUGGACUUACAUAAUAAUAAAUUUAAAUCUUUAAAUCAAUCAUUCAGUGAUAAAUUUAAUUCUUUUGCUUCUAAUGUCACUACUGUAAUUGGUGAACGGUAUGACAAUGAAGCAGUAACUGAACAGACAUGCAAUGACAGUUUAGAGUUUAAUACGUAUUCUUGUACAGAUUCAAUGUCUGCACCAGUUUCACCAACAUUAUUUCAAAAAAACAAUCAUCAAAUUAAUUCAAAAGAUGAAAAGUCAAAUUUACCAGAAGUUCCAAAUUCACCAGAUUCCAGUUCAUCUCCAGAGGCAACAAUCAAUCUUAAUCCAGUUAAUCAUAGUCAACUUUCUAAUGCUGUAUCCACAUUACCUCGUAUACCAUCAAGUAAAAUUGCUGAAAUAUCAAAUUCUUCUAAUAAAAUUCCUUCCAUAUUUAAAUCAUUUUCUAAUUUUAAAGCUAGAAAAUCUGAACUUGCCCAACAAAAACGUAUAGCUAAAAUGGAAAAAGCUCGUCUUAAGACAGAACAACAACAACAGCGUAAAGAACAAGUUAAACCUCGUUCCCAUUCUCCAUGGAAAUGGCGUACAUUCGGUACACUUUCACCGUCGUCUAAUUCUUCAUCCGUAUCCUCUUCUCUAUUGCUAUCCCCGUCAUCAUCAUCAUCACAACAAAAAUGAUCAAUCAAGAAUAAAUAUCCUUGUUUAUUUCUUGUUCAUAUUCUUAUUUAUUAUUUUUUAUCACGAAAUAACACAGAUGGAUUAUUGAUUUAUUUUCUUUUUCAAUUGUACUCUUUCUUCUCUUUUUAGUGUCAUUAGUUAGUGUCUUCCAGUUCAGUUGUGUAAAUAAUAAUCAAUUAAUUUGUUAUUGAAUUUUUUUUUUGAGUGUUUUGGAUUUGUUUUACUUUUUAUUUGUCAAAUGUGCACUUUUCCUUGUUGCAUCAAACUUUGUCUUUAAAAAAGUAAUCCUUUUUUUUCUUACCCAACUCUCCUCUCUUAUAUUCACUUACUUUUUUCUUCUUCUGCUUCUUUGUGUUCUUUCUUUCUCCCUUUUCUUUCAUUCUCUGUGUGUUUCUUCUAUCUUGGACAAUCUUCGUUCAAAUUAUGACAACCAAGCACCGUAGAGGCCUUUUAUCAUUGAAUUUAAUAAUAGUAUUAUUUCUGUAGUGUACAAAUGAUAAGAUUCUAGUCUUUUCUUUUUUUUUGGUUUUGUCCACUAAGUAUUUCCUUGUUACACAAUGACAAUAAUUGUGUUUUGUGUUACGUUUACAGUUCAGGUCCAGUGGACAUUAUUUUCUAGAAUACAGCACGGAUCACGUACAAUAAUAAUAAUAAUAUAUAUUUGUUUAUAUAAAUCUAUAUUAUCUCUUGCAAAUACUUUGCAUGCUCCCUUCCCUCUCUUCCUUGUUUUCAAUAGGUCAUAACAACACCAUAGGAAACAUGUAGAUUGACAUACCAUACACAAAUACAGUUAUAUUCUUUUUGAUUUUUGUCAAAAAAAUCUCUCUCUCUCUCUCUUCAAACAAUCAGUCAUUUCUAUGCACUUUUUAAGCAAAUCCAUACAUGAAAAUGUUUGAAGAUGCGUUUUUUUUAAAUAUAAAUACAA
This is a messenger RNA of Schistosoma turkestanicum, 3957 nucleotides long. NCBI's taxonomy places the organism in Eukaryota, Metazoa, Platyhelminthes, Trematoda, Strigeidida, Schistosomatidae. The record is from the annotation of a GenBank genome assembly.